Nannospalax galili (Upper Galilee mountains blind mole rat) is the source of this 1875-nucleotide messenger RNA. RefSeq names its product basic proline-rich protein-like. The transcript has a single exon. The coding region runs from base 1 to 1875 and encodes 624 amino acids. The record is from RefSeq and is a predicted model, not a curated record. NCBI's taxonomy places the organism in Eukaryota, Metazoa, Chordata, Mammalia, Rodentia, Spalacidae.
AUGGCUCUCGGCGUCUCCAUGACUCCACCGCCCCGCGUGGAACUCCACUGUAACUGGUCCGCAGAAGCCCCGCCCCUUUCCUGCCUCUGGUCCCCGCCAUUGGCUUACCGACACCCGGUAGGUCAGUUCCCGCCUCCCAUUGGCUCACUGCCUCAUCAGUCAGGCGCAGCAAGAUUCGGGUCGGUGGGAGGGGAAGGCUUUGGAGGGGGUGGAGUGGGAGUGGGAUUAGAGGACGAGGUGGCGGCGGAGGGUGCAGGGGCUCGGGCUCCGGUUGGGGAAAGUUUGCCCUGCCAGGGACCGGCCUCUGGGCGUGAGGCCCAGCGCCGCUCCCAACCAGAGCGAGGGUCUCGGGUCCCCGAUUCCCGCCCCUCGGUCCCGCAAGCCCCGGAAGCCACUAGGGGGAGGGGAGAAGGAGGGACCUUGGUAGCAGGGACCGAGCCACCCCCGAUCGCGCCCGCGGCGCCUCUGGGACUCCCCCGAGGGGCGGAGUGCGCAGCUCCAGCCCGCGGCGCCGACCCCGGCGGCCUCCCGCGGAAGCCUCCGGGGACCGGGAGAGGAGGGUCCCCGGGCCGGGGCGUGACCGAUACGAGCCAGGCCGCCAGGGCCCCUCCCGCUUCCCGCCGGGGCCCCCGAGGGCCGGUCCCUGCAGGGGCGGGGAGAAGGGGGGCAGCGAAGGGGGCGCUGGCGAGCCAACCCGGAACCUCUCGGCCCGCCUCCCGCCCCCGGCCGCGGCCCCAGCGCGCCUCCGGCACACAUGCCCGCACCCAGAAAGUUAAGUCAGGGGCGAGCCCGGCGCCGCGCCGCCGCCCGACCCCGGCUUCCCGGCCCGCCGCCCCCUGGAGCCCCGCGUCACCUUCACACACCCCCGGCACUUCCCGAGUCCUGCCUCCCCUCGCCCGGCUCCCACCCAGCGCUGCAGCCGCCGCGCCUCCCGGGAAGCAGGCUGCAGCCCCGGCUGCACCGCCCGUCAGGCUGCACUGUCGGCUCGGGUGCUCCUUCCCAAGGCUGCUCCCGGCCUGGGCGCUCACCUCUCCCGCGACGCCGCGGGCUGCAGCCUCCGCCCGCCCCGCGCUCCGGGACUGGUCUCCCGAGCCUCCGGGCCGGGCGCUGGAGUGCCUCCUUUCUCUCCCGGGGACUCUGCGUCGCCCAGCCGCUUCCCGCCCUCCCCAGCCCCCCAACAUCCGAGUCCUCAGCUCGGCGGCGCCUGGAGGAGGCGAGUCCCGGGCUCCGCACGCCAAGGCAGCGCUGCCCGCACACAAAAACAGCCCGCCUGGCAGCUCUGCCGGGCUGCGCGCACCAAGGGCAGCAGUCCCGGGAGGGGACACGGCGCCCCCCGCCCGCCGCCCGCCGUCCUCGGGGCCCCCGGGGAAGGCGCGGUUACCGGAGGGGCCGUCACGCCGUCAGGUGCCGGCAGCCGUCGGCGCUGACCUUCGCCGCCGCCGCGGGAGCCCAGGCUGCGGCCGCCAUGUUCCCGUGUUAAUAACUGCUGCCUGGUUGUUUAUUUCAAUGGAGAUCCUCCCCCAGCUCCCUCCUCCUCCUCCUCCUCCGCUGCCGCCGCCGCUCCGCACUUGCGGAGAGAGACACAGACCGCGCGAGCUCGCGAGCAGGGGAGGGGGCUCGGGGCCCGGCUGGCCCGCCCUCCGCCUCCCGGCUGCGGCCGCCUCCGAGCGCUGUCACCGCGGAGAGGACGGGGCGGAAACUUGCCUCCCGCGUCCCCGAGCGCGGGGCCAAGGUGCAGCCGGCGCUCCCCCGCCGAGCACACCCCGGCCGCGGGGUCCGCAACAUCUGCCCCCGGCCCGGGAGACCUGGAGAGAGCCCCGGGGAUCGGGGACAAAAAUGGGUGACCGUGGUCGAGAGAGGGUGACCUAUGGGUGA